AUGAGUUUCCAAGCAGAAGGGACAAUUUAUGGCAAAUUUGACGAUGGUUAUCUCGUAUCUAUCAAACUUGGAUCUGAAGUUCUUAAUGGAGUACUUUACCAUCAAUACCAACAAGCUCCGUCAUCUUCUUCCGGAUUAUCUGGACAAACUUGUCACUCAGUUGCACCUUCCAAUUCAGGUUUGGGGAACAAGAGGAGGAAGACGAGAGACGCUAAUUUCCCAAAAUCUAGUGGAUACAACUUCUUCGUUGCUGAACAGCAUUCCAUGCUCAAAUCUCUUCGUUUGCGUAGAGGAAAGGAAUUCACAAAGAAGAUUGCUCAAUCUUGGUACAAUCUAUCUCCUGAAGAAAAAAAGGUAUAUCAAAUCUAUGGGAUCGAAGACAAGGAAAGGUACCAGAGGGAACUGAAGGAGUAUAAAAAAGAACGAUGA
Molecule: messenger RNA, 429 nt
Organism: Capsicum annuum
Lineage: Eukaryota; Viridiplantae; Streptophyta; Magnoliopsida; Solanales; Solanaceae
Product: high mobility group B protein 9-like
Exons: 2
Coding region: 1-429 (142 amino acids)
Source: RefSeq, a predicted model, not a curated record